Boleophthalmus pectinirostris (great blue-spotted mudskipper) is the source of this 1821-nucleotide messenger RNA. It is a transcript of the gene osgepl1, whose product is annotated as O-sialoglycoprotein endopeptidase-like 1. Gene Ontology annotation, biological process: tRNA threonylcarbamoyladenosine modification. Gene Ontology annotation, cellular component: mitochondrion. The transcript is spliced from 8 exons. The record is from RefSeq and is a predicted model, not a curated record. Lineage: Eukaryota; Metazoa; Chordata; Actinopteri; Gobiiformes; Gobiidae. Bases 218 to 1435 code for a protein of 405 amino acids.
UGUGACACCGAAAAACAGAAAGCAUGGAUGGACUUAUUUGAGCAACUUUUUGACCAUUUACAAUGAAAAACACAUGUUAAACACUUAUUUACAUAUUUAGCUAAUGUUUCGAUGUAUGCAAUGUUAUAGAAAAGUAGUUUUGCUUGCGAUUGUGAUACAAAAUAUUUGUUUAAAGCAUGAACUAACCUUGAAGAGCUAAGCUGAGGUAACUAUAGCCAUGUUUCGGUCAAUCUUACGCCGGGCUGGAGUGUUCGGACGCGGCUGUGUGCGCAGACAGAGCCGUGCCAAAGCCUCCUCUCUGGUGCUGGGAAUCGAGACGAGUUGCGAUGACACCGGGGCUGCAGUACUGGAUCUCAACGGGACUGUCCUCGGGGAGUCCCUACACUCACAGAAGGAAGUUCAUCUCAGAACUGGAGGCAUCAUCCCCACAGUUGCUCAGCAGUUGCACCGGGAGCACAUUGAGCGUGUUGUGAAUGAAGCUUUGGCUCUCAGCGGCGUCUCUCCUCACCAGCUAUCAGCCGUGGCCACAACAGUAAAACCCGGACUGGCCCUGAGUCUGGGGAUCGGACUGGAGUUUAGUCUUAAGUUUGUGAAGCUGCACAGGAAACCGUUCAUCCCCAUUCAUCACAUGGAAGCUCACGCACUGACCGUGAGGAUGGAGGAGCAGGUGGAGUUUCCGUUCCUGGUUUUGUUGAUUUCGGGAGGUCACGCUCUCAUCGCCGUGGCUAGAGGCGUGGACGAUUUUCUGCUGCUUGGACACUCAUUGGAUGAAGCGCCAGGAGACACACUGGAUAAGAUCGCCCGACGCCUCUCCUUGUUGAAGCACCCCCUCUGCUCCUCUCUGAGUGGGGGGCAGGCUGUGGAAGUCCUGGCUCAGACCGGAGACCCAACCAGGUUUAAGUUCACGACUCCCAUGGGACAGACUCUGGACUGUAACUUCUCCUUCGCUGGACUCAGAAACCAGGUGUCUAUGGCCAUCAAGAAGCAAGAGGAGGAGGAGGGUGUAGAGCCCGGGACCCUGUUGUCUUGUGUGAAUGAUCUCGCUGCCUCGGCUCAGCACACUGUCGGCGCCCAUCUGACCAAACGGACUCAUCGCUCCAUUCUUUUCUGCAAAAAACACCAUCUACUGCCCGAACAGAACCCUACUUUGGUUUUGUCUGGAGGAGUGGCAAGUAACCAGUACAUAAGAAAAGCCCUGAGUGUGAUCACAGAGAGAGAGGGUCUGAGGCUGCUCUGUCCUCCCCCAAAACUCUGCACUGACAAUGGGGUCAUGAUCGCCUGGAAUGGUGUGGAGAGAUUCAGAGAAAAGAAGGGAAUCCUGUCUCCUGAUGUGGACAUCCGCUAUGAACCAAAGGCUCCUCUGGGUGUGGACUUCACGGCUCAGGUGAGAGCGGCGGCCAUUAAAGUUCCACCAGUGAAGAUGAAGAUCACAUGACCAACUCCAGAGCCCUUAUAGAUUUAUAUAUGACACUGUUUUCUGAUCUUUGUUAUAAUGUAGUUUCCUCAUGAAAAACAUACCUCGACGGCGGUAUGAUUUGAGAGGCGAUCACUAGCUCUAGCUGCUGUCAAAUAUUUUUGUGGACUGAAGACAUGCCCUGCUGUAUUCACCCUACAACUGCACAGGAGUUUAUACAAUAACAACUAUUUAUGCAGAAAAGUACUAAGAAACUGUAUUUAUUUAACACAUUAAAUGCACUUAAUCUGCUUUAUAAAUAUAAAUACCAAAAAUACAAAAUCUUCACCUAACUCACUCACUUCAUCUUUCAGCUGUUGUCCCAUAGAAAUCAUUAUAAUCUCAUUAAAUCAUCAUAUAAAUCGAUA